UUUGUUACAUUUAAAUCCUGUUUUGUAACUUUCCCUUCCAUUCAAACCAAUAUUAGUAAUUUCCUCAAAAGACAUGAUUUAGCAUUUGGGUGUAAUUAACAAUGUGCAAGUAUGGAAAUACUAUACUAUACUAUACUAUACACACACACACACACACACACACACACACACACACACACACCUACACACAGUAUAUAUAAGAAUUACAAUAGCACCAAGUCCAAAGUAUACUCGGAAGAAAGUAGCUAGCCACUUUUUUCUGAAACUGGCAGCUUAGGAGGCAUAAAAAUAUGUAAUUGAUGUUGAAACAACUGAAAGUUCAAGAGUUAGAUGAAUGGUAGGUAUCAUUUUAGAAAAUCAUAAAUAAAGCAGAAAAUAGUGAAAGCAUCUUGUUUGUGAUUAUGAGUGUAGCUUUGUACAGCAGAGGAUUUACAGUUUUGGAAGCAAGAAAGAAUAUCAGCAAUGAGCAUACCCGUCUUGGAAAAAUCUGUGAUAGACUGAGGGCCUCUGUGAAAGACAAAUCAAUAAUUAUAUUUGAAGACAGCCUAUUGAAUUGAUUCAUAUUAUUGAUAGCAAGUCUGAAUAGUUUCUCUGUUGCCCAUGAAUUGAAACAAAUUAAGAAAGAUAUUGAUAGAAGCAAGAGAAGACAAUCAUUAUUUCACACAAAUCCAGAAGCCUAAAUCAAAAUGUGGUCAUAGCCAUUAUGGAUGAAGAUAAUACGAUUUUCCUUUCAGGUAUGACCAUUUUUGCCUCGGUCCUGAGAGAACAAUGUCUCACCUCUCUCUAGGGGAAUGAGUGAGCAACAUGUAACUCUGACCAUUCAGGGGAAAGGAAAGCUUUUGACUUUUUGUGAAGUGCAAGUCAUUGGGCCAGGGCUAGUAGAAGAAGAUUCAGUCCUAUCAAAAUGGAAGCCAGCCACUCAGUCCAGCACCACAAGAUCUUUGGGAACCCAAGAAAGCAGUGGAUGGCUCUCCAGCAAGUAACUUUGACAAGGGCUCCUAUAUUCAAAUGUGACUGGAGGCUGACCCCUGAUAUGCCAUCAUUAACUCUGUAGAACCUGGAAAAUUAGAAUCUGUUAGAUGUGGGAGAAUGAGAGGAAGAUAUGUGAUUGUCAACACUCCAGACCCGAAAAGAGACUGAACCCUGGUGGAUCACGGAUCUGGGUACCCCUUGGGCUGUGGCCAUUGUGUCAUCCACCAACUGAGAAGAAUGGGUCAUGAAGAGAGAAAAGGAGCUGUUGUUCGGCCUGGACACUCACCUGCUUACAGUGGCAAAACAAAUUCCAGGCCUUUUUCUCCCCUGAAAUAAAACAUGCAUUCUGGGCCAGACCAGAAACGGAUUUGAGUAAUAUGGCGACUAAGCUCUACAUUUCAAAGCUUGGCAGUGUCCCUGGGAAUGAAUUCCCUUCAACAUGGCUCUUCAACACCAGGGGAAGUCCUGGCCGACAAGAUCCCUUUUGGUCUGGGCUCCAGGCACUGAGGCACUGGAGCAGGGUGGUGCAGUGUCUCCAGUCCAAGAAGGGUGCACCAGCGUCUCCUUCUCAAAGAAAGCACAUCAGCACGUACCCGAGGCAACUCUGUCAGCUGGAGUCAGUGUUGGCAAAGACUAUAGAGAUCCUCAGUGGCAAAAACUGCAGGGGGCUGAUGUUCUGGACCUCCCAGAUCAGUCAGAACUGCAACAAUGGCAGCUAUGAGAUCAGCGUCCUGAUGAUGAACAACUCGGCCUUCCCAGAGACCUUGGAUACCUUGAAAGAAGCGGUGAAUGAGGGAGUGCAAAUAGUGAGACAGCGUCUGCUCAAUGCUGGCAUAAAUGUGACUGUGAAUGCUACCUUUCUCUAUUCGAAUAGUUUGAUUUACAAGUCAAGUGACUGCCGGAGUAGCACCUGUGAAGGUCUUGACCUACUCAGGGAAAUUUCAAAUAAAAAACAGAUGGGCUGUGUCCUUGUGGGGCCCUCGUGUACAUAUUCCACCUUCCAGAUGUACCUUGACACAGAUUUGAACUAUCCCAUGAUUUCAGCUGGGAGUUUUGGAUUAUCUUGUGACUACAAAGAGACUUUAACCAGGCUGCUGUCUCCAGCUAGGAAGCUGAUAUACUUCUUGGUUAACUUUUGGAAGGCCAAUAAUUUGCCAUUCAAAAAUUUUUCUUGGAACACUGCAUAUGUUUUCAAAAAUGGCACCGAGACUGAGGACUGUUUCUGGUACCUCAAUGCUCUGGAGGCUGGAGUUUCCUAUUUUUCUCAGGAACUUAGCUUCAAGGAUAUGUUGAGGGGAAAUGACCAGUUUCAGGAUAUCUUAAUGAACCAGAACAGGAAAAGCAAUGUGAUUGUUGUGUGUGGUACACCAGACACGAUCAACUCCCUCAAGGGUGACCGGGCAGUGGCUGAAGAUAUUGUGAUUAUUCUAGUGGAUCUAUUCAAUAACGUAUACUUCGCGGAUAAUGUCACCGCCCCAGACUAUAUGAAAAAUGUCCUUGUCCUGACAUUGCAUCCUGAGAAUUCCACCUCAAAUAGCUCUUUCUCCAAAAGUUUAUCAUGGGCAAAAAAUGACUUUGCUCUUGCCUACUUGAAUGGAGUCUUGCUCUUUGGACACAUGCUGAAGAUAUUUCUUGAAAAUGGAGAAGCUAUUACCACCCCCAAAUUUGCUCAUGCCUUCAAGAACCUCACUUUUGAAGGGCAUGCGGGUCCUGUGACUUUGGACAACUGUGGGGAUAUUGACAACACUAUGAUGCUUCUGUAUACCUCCGUGGAUACCAACAAAUACAACGUUCUAUUGACCUAUGACACCCAUGUAAAUAGGACUACUCCAAAGGAAGAAACCCCCACAUUCAUCUGGAAGAACCACAAACUUCCUAAUGAUAUCCCAGGCGAGGGCCCUCAAGCCCUGUUGAUUGCGGUCUUCACCCUUACAGGAGCUGUGGUUCUGCUCCUUCUCAUCGCUCUUCUGGUGCUGAGAAAAUAUAAGAAAGAAUAUGAACUUCGUCAGAAAAAAUGGUCCCACAUUCCUCCUGAAAAUAUCUUUCCUCUGGAGACCAAUGAGACCAACCAUGUUAGCCUGAAGAUCGAUGAUGACAAGAGACGAGACACAAUUCAGAGACUCCGACAGUGCAAAUACAACAAGAAGCGAGUGAUUCUAAAGGAUCUGAAGCACAAUGAUGGCAAUUUCACUGAGAAACAGAAGAUAGAAUUGAACAAGUUGCUCCAGAUGGACUAUUACAACCUAACCAAGUUCUACGGCACCGUGAAGCUUGAUACCAUGAUCUUUGGGGUGAUCGAAUACUGCGAGAGAGGAUCCCUCCGGGAAGUUUUAAAUGACACCAUCUCCUACCCUGAUGGUACAUUCAUGGAUUGGGAGUUUAAGAUCUCGGUCUUGUAUGACAUUGCUAAGGGCAUGUCAUACCUGCACUCCAGUAAGACCGAAGUCCAUGGCCGCCUGAAAUCCACCAACUGUGUGGUAGACAGUAGAAUGGUGGUAAAGAUCACUGAUUUUGGCUGCAGUUCCAUUUUGCCUCCAACAAAAGACCUGUGGACAGCCCCGGAGCACCUCCGCCAGGCCAGCAUCUCCCAGAAAGGAGAUGUGUACAGCUACGGGAUCAUUGCCCAGGAGAUCAUCCUGCGGAGAGAAACCUUCUACACGUUGAGCUGCCGGGAUGAGAAUGAGAAGAUUUUCAGAGUAGAGAAUUCCAAUGGAGUAAAACCCUUCCGCCCAGAUCUGUUCCUGGAAACGGCAGAGGAGAAAGAACUGGAAGUCUAUCUACUUGUAAAAAACUGCUGGGAGGAAGAUCCAGAGAAGAGACCAGAUUUCAAGAAAAUUGAGUCUACGUUGGCCAAGAUAUUUGGCCUAUUUCACGACAAAAAAAAUGAAAGUUAUAUGGACACCUUGAUCCGACGUCUACAGCUGUAUUCUCGAAACCUGGAACAUCUGGUGGAGGAAAGGACGCAGCUGUACAAGGCAGAGAGGGACAGAGCUGACAGACUCAAUUUUAUGUUGCUUCCAAGGCUGGUGGUCAAGUCUCUGAAGGAGAAAGGCAUUGUGGAGCCUGAAUUGUAUGAGGAAGUUACAAUCUACUUCAGUGACAUUGUAGGUUUUACCACCAUCUGCAAAUACAGCACCCCCAUGGAAGUGGUGGACAUGCUCAAUGACAUCUAUAAGAGUUUUGACCACAUUCUUGAUCACCACGAUGUGUACAAGGUGGAAACCAUUGGUGAUGCCUACAUGGUGGCCAGUGGUUUGCCUAAGAGGAAUGGCAAUAGGCAUGCAAUAGACAUUGCCAAGAUGGCCUUGGAUAUCCUCAGCUUCAUGGGGACCUUCGAGCUGGAGCAUCUUCCCGGUCUCCCAAUAUGGAUUCGCAUUGGCGUUCAUUCUGGUCCCUGUGCUGCUGGAGUUGUGGGAAUCAAGAUGCCUCGUUAUUGCCUAUUUGGAGAUACCGUCAACACAGCCUCUAGGAUGGAAUCCACUGGCCUCCCCUUGAGAAUUCAUGUGAGUGGCUCCACAAUAGCCAUCCUGAAGAGAACUGAAUGCCAGUUCCUAUAUGAAGUGAGAGGGGAAACAUAUUUAAAGGGAGAAUCAGCAGCGCUUGCAAGCCGAAUUUUCCGACAUGAUUGCCAACUCUUUGCAGAAAAGACAGGCGGCGGGGAUAAGAAGCCGAAAACCAACACGGGUGGCCAGCUACAAAAAAGGCACUCUGGAAUACUUGCAGCUGAACACAACAGACAAGGAGAACACCCAUUUUUAAACCAAAAUGAAGUCCAAGGACUCAGCAAAUUAAGUACAGCCUCACUUAGCGGCCUUAAGUGUCCUAGAGACCUAAUGCAAUAGAAGAUUUGGAUACUACACUCUGCUUCGCCUUGGCUGCCCUGUCUGGAACACAGACUUGCCUCUAUGAAUCAGAUGUGCGCUCUCAGCACAAAAAUUACCUUUUACUCUGGAGUCUGACCUCAACAGUGACUCCAGGGAGCUUCCACCUGGGAAAGAAGAGGAAUGGAUGUACUAUCUCUAGGUUGAAGAGACUGUGUUCUUACUUCAUCUGUUUUGUUUUUGUUUUUGUUUUGUUUACUGACUCAUUUUCCUUCUGCAUUCAUGAGAGGAGUUUUUUAAAUUGUCACAAUUAUAUCUUAAAUAACUUUUCUCCAUUAAACUAUAUUUAACUCAUAAUUUUUGCAGGAAGCAUGCUACAUGUUAGGCAGGAAUAAAAGUUAAAAAUUUA
Messenger RNA from Felis catus (domestic cat), 5202 nucleotides. RefSeq names its product guanylate cyclase 2C (gene GUCY2C). Gene Ontology annotation, biological process: receptor guanylyl cyclase signaling pathway; cGMP biosynthetic process; intracellular signal transduction. The transcript is spliced from 32 exons. Gene Ontology annotation, molecular function: guanylate cyclase activity; ATP binding; protein kinase activity. The record is from RefSeq and is a predicted model, not a curated record. Lineage: Eukaryota; Metazoa; Chordata; Mammalia; Carnivora; Felidae. Bases 1350 to 4814 code for a protein of 1154 amino acids.